GGCGAGAUAUAUAGACUUCGCCUUCCUGGAAGGUCGUUAGUAGUUGCUACAAGCCAUCGCAUCGUCGAUGAGCUUUGCAAUGAGAAGCGAUUUGUUAAAAUCCCUAAAUCUGCUCUUCAUGAAAUCCGAAAUGGUGUUCAUGACGGUAUUAGACAGUUCUGAUGCCGGCGUUUGGCCCCUUAUCCAUCCGGGGCAUGUUCGACGAGAUGCACGAGAUUGCAACACAACUAUGCAUGAAAUGGGCCCGAUACGGACCCCAGCACCCAAUUGAUGUUUCCGGGGACUUCACACGUCUAGCGCUUGACACGCUCGCUCUUUGCUCGAUGGGCUAUCGGUUUAACAGCUACUACACAGCCGAACUUCACCCUUUCCUCGCCGCUAUGGGUGAUUUCCUCGUCGAGUCUGGCCGCAGGCCUAACAGGACGAUGCCCGCGUGGUUCUACCGGAACGAGGAUGCCAAGUAUUGGCAGGAUAUCGAAGUCUUACGAAAAACGGCCGACGACGUCCUCAAAGAGCGUAAAGUUCACCCUUCUGACCGGAAGGACCUUCUCAACGCCAUGCUUAACGGUGUAGACCCGAAAACUGGGCAGCACAUGAGCGAUUCGAGUAUCACUGACAACCUAAUUACGUUCCUCAUUGCGGGCCACGAAACGACCUCGGGCUUACUUUCGUUUGCAUUUUUCGAGCUCCUAAAGAACCCCGAAGCUUACCGAAAAGCUCAACAGGAGGUCGACACCGUGAUUGGCAAAGGCCCCAUUACCGUUGAGCAUAUGUCCAAGCUCCCAUACAUUGCAGCUGUGAUGCGUGAGACCUUGAGAUUAUGUUCUCCCAUUCCGCAAAUCGCUGUCACGUCUUUGGAGGAUACCGUGGUUGCCGGAAAAUACCAAAUAAAUAAGGACGAGACGGCUAUUAUAAUGUUGAAGAAGUCGCACUUGGACCCGGCCGUUUUCGGCGACGACGCUGAGGAAUUUAGACCAGAGCGCAUGCUAGACGAACCAUUCAAUAAGCUCCCCAAAAACGCAUGGAAACCCUUCGGAAAUGGAGUUCGAGGCUGUAUCGGUCGUCCGUUUGCCUGGCAAGAAGCUACGUUAGCCAUUGCCAUGCUUCUGCAAAACUUCAACUUCGUGCUAGACGAUCCGUCUUAUAGCCUUGCUAUUAAGCAGACAUUAACUAUCAAGCCUAAGGGCUUCUACAUGAAGGCAACUCUCCGUGACGGAUUGACGCCGGGCCAGUUGGAGCAUCGUCUAGCCGGAACGACCGAGUCGCCAGCAGGGGCAUUAAACGGAAGUUCUUUGAAUAACUCUCUAGUAUCUGCUGCUGGUAGUAGUGGACGCCCCAUAACAGUCUUGUACGGAAGUAACAGCGGCACUUGCGAGGCUCUCGCGCAAAGAGUGGCCAGCGACGCAUCGAGCCACGGAUUCAAGGUUUCCAAGAUCGAUAUCUUGGACACAGCGAACGGAAACUUACCUAAAGGCCAGCCCGUUAUAAUAGUCACCCCGUCAUACGAGGGAGCACCGCCGGAUAAUGCCGCACAUUUCGUUUCGUGGUUGGAAAGCGUCAAAGACAAGACGACAUUCGAGGGAGUACAAUAUGCCGUCUUUGGUGUCGGCCAUCACGACUGGGCUCAAACCUUCCAUAGGAUACCGAAAUUAGUCGACAGCAAGCUUGAGGAAGGUGGCGCUACUCGUGUUGCGAAAAUAGGCCUAACGGACGUCGGAAAUGGUGACGCUUUCGCGGACUUCGAAACGUGGGAGGAUGAAGUACUUUGGUCGUCGCUCAAGAAGCAAUACGGCACUUCUCAGGACGAAACUGACGUAUCACCAUCUUCUGGCCUGAAAGUAUCAAUCACAAGCCCACGCACAUCCACUCUGCGACAGGAUGUCAUGGAGGGUCUAGUGGUUGAUACUCGGACGUUGACAGCCGAAGGAGAACCCGUCAAGAAGCACAUAGAAAUUGUGCUUCCCAGCGAUGAAUCGUAUCGAGCCGGUGACUACUUGGCAGUUCUUCCCAUCAACCCCAAGCAAAUCAUUGAGCGGGCUAUGCGCAGAUUCCAUCUCCCAUGGGAUGCGCAUAUCACCAUCGACAGCCACGACAUGACCUCGCUCCCUACCAAUGCAUCGCUGCCCGCCCACAGCAUCUUCGGAGCUUACGUAGAACUGUCCCAGCCGGCCACAAAGAGGAAUAUCAGCACUUUGGCUGAAGUCGCAAAAGACGAAGCCGAAAAGGAAGCCCUGCGGAACCUCGCAAAGGACUCCGAAGAGGUAUUCGCCAAUCGGAUUUCGGUUCUGGACCUUCUUGAGAAGUACACAUCCAUCGAUCUACCGCUAGGCGCUUUCCUCGCCAUGCUGCCGCCGAUGCGCGUACGACAAUAUUCCAUCUCUUCAUCGCCCCUGUGGAACCCAACCCACGUAACCCUGACCUUCUCCGUCCUCGAAGCCCCAUCCAAGUCCGGCCAAGGCACACACGUCGGCGUGGCCUCCUCGUACCUAGCGUCCCUCGCGCCCGGCGACAAGCUGCACAUCGCCGUGCGCCCGUCUCACGCGGCCUUCCACCUGCCGCAGGACGUCGAGAACACCCCCGUGAUCUGCGUGGGCGCCGGCACGGGCAUGGCUCCCUUCCGCGGCUUCAUCCAGGAGCGCGCGGCGAUGAUCGCGGCGGGCCGGACGCUCGCGCCCGCGCUGCUGUUCAUCGGAUGCCGCGCGCCGGGGCGCGACGACCUGUACGCGGACGAGCUGGCGGAGUGGGAGCGGGCGGGGGCAGUGACGGUGCGGCGGGCGUUCAGCCGGGAUCCGGCGGCCGCGAGCGAUGGCAGCGGCAGCGGCAGCAAGUACGUGCAGGACGCGCUGCGGGCGCACGCGGACGAGGUGCUGAAGCUGUGGCGCGACGGCGCCAGGCUGUACAUCUGCGGGUCGCGGGCCGUGGGCGAGGGCGUCAAGGAGGCCGUCGUCAAGCUGAUCAAGAAGAGCGCGCAGGAGACCGAGGGCAAGGAGGUGACGGACGAGCAGGCGGCUCGGUGGUGGGAGGGCAUGCGGAAUACUCGUUACGCGACGGACGUCUUCGACUAAGGAGACGUAGCUUUCUUGCUUGCUUGCGUAUUCCCAAUAACUACUAGGUACCUACGAUAUUGUUUGAUACCUUAGCGGUGGAGGAGAAGUACUUUACUGUAUUUUGAACUGGGUUGAAAUGGGGGAUCUUGCACAUAUAGCGGUUGGCUGAGGAUUACAUACAUAGAAAGGGGGUAUUAAUCGGGGUGACAUUUUGUUCUCUCCUUAAUGGAUAUAUAUGCCUAGUAUAUAAAUUGCCUAGUCAGAUAGUCUUAUUUUUAUAAUGAUGAUGUUUACCUAUAUCUGGAAUGUUUGUCUACUUGACUACUUCAAUAAUGCUGAUUGUACUC
This is a messenger RNA of Daldinia caldariorum, 3394 nucleotides long. Its product is annotated as cytochrome P450. The transcript has 6 exons. NCBI's taxonomy places the organism in Eukaryota, Fungi, Ascomycota, Sordariomycetes, Xylariales, Hypoxylaceae. Gene Ontology annotation, cellular component: cytosol. Gene Ontology annotation, molecular function: monooxygenase activity; oxidoreductase activity, acting on paired donors, with incorporation or reduction of molecular oxygen; flavin adenine dinucleotide binding. Bases 162 to 3065 code for a protein of 967 amino acids. The record is from RefSeq and is a predicted model, not a curated record.